AUGGUUGUCCGCGUUGCUGAGCUUCUUCAUGCAAUCUCCAGCGUGAUCCUGAAAGUAGCGCCCAAACCGUCUGUUUUGCUCAUUCUUGAGCCGACUCCUUCCGGUUCCAUGUCUCGUCGGGCAGCACCGCCGGUUUACCACCACGCUGGUCAAGUGACCUUGGCAUUGUGGACGCUUGGUCGCAAGGGACCAGAGGCCAAGAACCGCAAACGUCUUAGGAGUCCAGACACUCUUCUUGGCUCCAACUGGACAAGAGCAAGUGGACCAGAACCGUUCGCUCUUUUCUACAAAGUAGAACCGUGGAUGGGCGCCCGCGACCGUGGCGUUGCUGCUUUGCGAGUGGUGCCGAAGCCGAUUUCCUUGCGCAAAUUGGCCUGUGCCGGUGUCAGCUAUCUUGCCUUUUUCGCUGCAGGCUGGUUGUCAGCCUUCGUUUGGAGUUUGGCAAAUGCUGCACCUUCUUUCAUGUGGGAGAGCAACAGUUUUCUUUCCGCUGUUUUUGGAAAAAAGAGUGUAGCAGAGGAGCUCUUCAAGGUUCCCCCGUUGAAACGCCCAGCACUGCUGCCGUGUCAUGAGACAGCGGUUGUCGACGAUGUGCCCGAGACUCCAUUGGCUAAGGCGUUUAAAGCUGGGUCACCUAGGCCCGUUUACAUGCAGGCACUCGCGAGAUCGAGCCUGGAGAAUGAAGAGGCGCGCAGACAGACACUGGUCAGUGGUUGGACGUCCUUGGUCAUGUUGGACAUUUCAGCGUUCGCUGCGUUUGAUGGAGUGCCGGCUGAAGCAACUUUUGAUGAACAGCGUGAGUUUGUACUUCGCACUGUUACUGAGUGUUUGUGUGGCAAAGCAACAAGCACCAUUGCAAAGAGGCUGGGCUCCAUGGUCAGGUUCGCAGAUUUUUGCAAGUCUGGUAAUUUGACUCCUUUCCCUUUGUUGGAACAUAACCUUCAUGCCUUUAUGACGCAUCUGGUUAACGACCCUUCAUCUUCGGCUUCAUCGGGCAGAUCUUUCCUUGAGGCGGUCAGGUUCACGAGUGGUAUGCUGGGACUCACUGGGAACCGUGCAAUGAUGAUUUCACAGCGAGUUGCAGGGCUAGCCAAGUCACUUGUCUUGAGGGCACCACCUAUUCUUCAGGCUGCACCCCUGACUGUCGAGCAAGUUGGCAAGCUUGAGAAGUUUUGCUGUUCAGCGGAAUCCUUGCCUGACAGGGUUUUGACUGGUGGCAUCCUCAUCAUGACAUAUGGCUGUGCAAGAGCCUCAGACGUGGCACGGACAACAGCCAUCAUGCUGGAUCGAGUUGAUCGGGAUGCUCCAAUGACAAGUGGCCCAUGCAGUGAGCCCCAUAAUUUCAUCGAGCUCUCAGUUUUGGGACAUAAGGGAGCCCGGUCAGACGUCCACAAGAGGACUAUUUUACCAGUGGUGGCACCGAUGGUCAGCGUUUCUGGGACGAACUGGUUUGAUUCAUGGAUUGAGGCCAGGACUGUGCUUGAGCUUGGUGUGGAGGGAGAGAUUGCCUUCCCUUUGAUGCCUCACUUCGAUGAAAGAGGUUCAGCCUAUCCUCGAUCCUUGCAAGCCAGUGAGAUUGGUGAGUACCUGAGACAGACAUUGAAGGUGCAGACAAUGAACAGGAAUGCACUUCGAAGUCACUCAUGCAAAGUGACCCCUUUGAGCUGGAUGGCAAAAAGCGGUGCCUGUUUACAGCUUCGCAGAAACUUGGGUCACCACCUUGAUCUGGCUUCGAAGUCUGCAGAAUGUUAUUCUCGAGAUGCCAUGGCACCAGCGCUUCGUGCUCUGGCUACAGUUGUCCAUCAGAUUGCUGCCAAAAAGUUUUUCCCUGACAACACCCGUUCCGGCAGGUUUGUCCAGAAGUUGCCAGGAGAGGACGCUGAGCCACAGGGCGAAGACAUGCCAGCCGAGGAUGACUGGAAAGACGUUGGCAACGAUGGCUUUGCAAGGCCGAUGACAAAGGCUUCCUAUGUGGACGGCGACCUUCUGCCCGAUACGACAUCCAUGGACGAGGCCCAGCAUUUGUACGUGCUACCAAUGAAUGAGGAAAGAGAUUGGUUUUCAGCUGCUGACAUUCAAGCACUUGUGGACCAGGGUAUCAAGUCUUUCAACAAUUUAGCCUUCUCUGUAUGUGGCCAGCCUGGCACCGUUGAUGACACAAGGUUUCAGGCCCUCCUUUCAGGUGCUUUCACAAACCCGACGUUCGGCACUGAGUCUUUUUUGCGACAGUUGAGCUAUGAGUCUAUCACUAUAGCAGUGGCUGCCAUCAAACAACGUGUGGAACCACAUGCAGAAGGCCAAGUGAAAAGGCUGCCUCCACAAGAGCGGGAUGAACGCAUGCGGCAGUUGUCCAAGCGCAUCACGGGGUUCUCCAUUCAGGGGGAUUACGAGCCUGGUCAUUGUGUUGUGGACUACUUCACAACGAUGAUUGAAGAAGCCGCACCAAAGUAUCUAGCCCUCAGCAAAUGCAUUAGCCGUGAACAGGAGCUUCAGUCAGUGAAAGCUGACAAACGCAUUGUGGUGAUUGAGGACCAGCAACUUCAAGUCAAAUCCAAAGCACCUGACACCAGUGCUGACUUGUCCACUGACCUCAAGGUGCAAAAUGCUUUCGUCAGGCGAGGCAUCGCCGCUGAUCAGGCUGGCAUCAUGACUUAUGAAAAGCAUGAGAAAAUUCGCCAUUUCUUCAUGCAGCAUUUGUCCCGGCCUUCUUUUGCAACAGCUCUGGAGUGUGCCUACAACGACACCAUGGCUGCUAGCUGGGCACUAGCCGUCAAAGACCGUGCUUUGGAACGUGGUUUCAUUGACGUGGCCGACCAAAUGGACCAUUUUUUCAACAAUUUUCAAAAUGCACAAGUGAACAAAGCCAUUUCGGGUUGUUUGCCCCGUGGACGUCGUGCUCCUCCUGUCCUAUCAGAUUUUUUGCAACCUCAGCCGUUCGCCAUUGCAGAUUUCCCUGAUCUGCAGCAGUUAGCGCCUGGACAGCGUUUGCCGGCAUCUUUGCAGGCCUUUCCACCAGGCUCUCGGUUGGUACGUUUUUCGAAACACGAUGGGGGUGAUUCUUGGGCUUCAGAGUCUAUGGAAAACAUUAGGUCCGCAGCGGAUGGGCCGGAGUCUGCACCUGCUGAGCUCAUGUUUGCCAUGGUGGGCAUUCCCAGAAAUUAUAUGGACUAUAUCGCCGCGGCUUGCACCUUGACACACCCGUUGCAUAUGGCUCUGCGAGUUGGCGAUGCUUUGGAAAAAGCGAUACAUGCGCACAUCUCUGACAAGGGGCUUGAGUUCCGCCGGGUACAAUGUUCUUUUUCAAAGCUGCUGCUCCAAUGGUGCAAGGACCUUGACAGACAAGAAGGCGAAUUACGUGCUGGGAUGCCGGCCCACCUUCGGAAGAUUUUGGAAAAGAAGCGCGUGUGCGUCUUCAAGCGCGCUCUGGAACACAUUCAGUAUCCGGAUGUCAAUAUUGCUGACGAGAUGUCCGAGGGUUUUCCUUUGGGAGGCUGGCUGCCAGCUUCUGGAGUUUUUCCGGGUCAAGUUCGUGCGCCGUCCUUGCACUUGGAGACUUUGGUGAGCAUGGCUGAUGUCUUUUCAGCAAAGACGAUUGCGUCAACUAAGGCGACCUCUGAUCCACAGCUGGAUGACAUGUUGUGGCAAGCUACUCUCGAUGAGGUGGCUGCGGGCUUCCUUUCAGGGCCUUUCGAGUGUGCUGACUUGCCUCCUGGGGCGGUAGUUUCUCCGCGAUUUGGCUUGGUGCAGAAAGGUAAGUUGCGACCGAUUGACAACUUCUCUGCUUCGCAUGUCAAUGCUACAGUUGGUUUGCAAGAGAAAUUCAUGGUCGACGCCAUUGACAAAAUUGCUGGCAUGAUCAAGCGGUGGAUGCAACUGUCGCCGGUACCUUUGAAGCUCGUUGGCCGAACCUUUGAUCUGCGGAAGGCGUAUCGCCAGAUUGGCAUCAACAGCACGCACCUCAACUUCGCUUGGAUCUCAGUGUUCGACCCUGCAGAGCGCCGAGCAAAGCUUUUCAAGAUGGAGUCAAUGCCUUUUGGGGCUACGGCAUCUGUGGCGGCAUUCUUGAGGGUGUCCCAAGCGCUCAAGAUGAUUGGCACUGCUCGAGCUUCGUUAGUUUGGAGCUCUUUCUAUGAUGACUUCGUUUGUAUUUGUGAACCUGGUGCUGCAGUUCAAACGGAGCGCAUGAUGAACCUUCUUUUCAGCUCUCUGGGGUGGGAGCUCUCGAGCGAUGCUGAUAAGUUCACCUUUACCCAGACCCGACGUGUUGAGCCGCUCUGCAGGUUUUUGCAAGUUUAUGGCAUUUACUCUGCAAUUUUGAUGGAGAUUUCUAAUAGCGACAAUUGCCAAGAACAUUGGAUGCGUAUCUUGAACGGCUUUUCACCUCCAACUGUGUUUCGCUACCUUUCCACUCUUUUGGCAUUUGCAGCAUGUGUCCACAAUUUGCAGAUUAGCCUUAACCAGAUGUCAGCCUUGGUUUUAGCAGAUUGCUUAUUGGCCCUUGCUCACGAGAAGGGUCAUUGCAGCAUGGCCUUGAAGGCCAUCCGUUGGAGUUGGAAACAGUUACAACUGACCUGUUUUCAAGAAUGUUUCUCACCACUUGUGCUUAGUUUCUCCAAGAUCCAAGUCAUUGCAGAUAGGAAGGAGUCCUUGCCCCUUCCCUUGCUUGUGCUGGUUCAGUGGGAGCGCCGCAUUUUGCAGAGCUCGUGCACAACGUGGAGGUUGUACUCUCGGGAUGACGUUGACGGAUCCCUGACGGUGCAGGGUUCAGCCGAAGCAGCAGUGGCCACCAAGAAACAAAAACGGGAGGAUCCCUUGAUUGUUGAUGAACUCGAUUGCGGAUGCUAUCGCAAUACCCUUCAUGUCAUCAUGGACUGGCAUAUUCAAAAGACUGAAGCAGACCCAACCUUUGAGGACAUAUGUUCUGACGUUGGGGUGGACCCCUCCUUGGCAUCUCGACUCAUCCAAGAUGGAUGGAAUGUGCACAAUUUCGGCCUCAUAGCAACUGAUGUCAAUGCAUUCGCAGCACUGUUUGGUGAAUUGAUCCCAGAUCAAGAACUAUCCCUGCAGCAGCGGUCAUCUCUGAAAGCAGCGUUUCUUAGAUGUCAACCAGCGACGGCAUCGCAGAGCAGUGACCCCCUUGGAGCACCAGGGGGAGAAAAGAGUCCUAAGGAUUCUAGCGGCGGUUGGGCGGAGAGCUUCCCCCCGAAGUUGGAUAGCCAGACCAUCCAUGACAUGAAAGCCAAGUUUUUGUCAAAUUAUCCAUCAGAGCUUCUCAAUCAGGAAACCACACCAUCUACUUUUCCUAGGCUGCUCUCCUUGGUUCAUCAUCAGGUCUCUAAGAAGCAGUGGCAGUGGAUCCCUUGGAAGUACCGCCUUAGCCAAUCCAAAUCAGAAGAGUUGCAGACUCAGCGGGCAGCCAAGAUGCCCAAGUUGGAAAGCCUCACACUGGGUGCUUUGAUGAUUGAUGAUGUGCCAAGUCUUGAAAUCCGAAAUGAAGGCAUGGGCCUCCACGCAGUGCGAACACUCAUGGAUCUCCAUAAUGUGGCUCUGGCGAUGUGCGGUGCGGCCCAUCUAGCAGCCCUCAAAGAGUACACUCAGAAAUUCAUGACAUUGUUGACACAGAAGGUGGAACCCGAGAUGGGACUCAGAAAUGCCAACAUAAUCGAAUCUCAGGCGGCAGAUCGCCAAUGCUGGUAUAUCAUGUCAGAGCUGAUUAACGACAGAUCUUGGACCAUGAAUGACGCCUUACAUGAAUUGACGCACAUCCGCCAUGAUAUAUCCACCCUCUUACAGUUGCGCCCCAGACCUCCAAAGGCCACAUCUUCUUGGACUCCAUCGACAUCAGCAUCCUCCUCCAAAGGUGGGAAGGGCAAAGGCAAGUCCGGGAAUAAGGGCAAAUCAACUGUUGGAUCUAAGGGACAAGGUAAGACGGCUUGGGUCACAGAACUCAAGCUUCCCAAUGGCACUCGCAAGUUCGCACACAAUUGCGCAUAUCCAAUGAGCGACGGCACGGCAUGUGGGAAGUCCCACAGGAUGCUGGAGCCAUCCGUUGGAGUUGGCAUGGACCUUGCAAGCGCAGGGUCCAGAGAUGCAGGGUUAGCCCAUUUUGGGCCAGAGAUUUCACCCCGAAUUCAAGCAACAGCCUCGAUGGACAGCAGGCAUACUCCAUCAGCACAUCCUAUCCUCAUAGAGGAUGUGGACGACCCGGAAGCAGCAGUGACUUUGGCGGAGCCCUUAGCCCCUCCUCAUUCGUCAGCCCUUGAGUUCAUUUCUGAGGUUCAGCAUUUUCGAAUCUUUCUCGACAUUUCAGCCGGUGUUACUCGCCCCCUUUCUCAAGCACUGUUGGUACAUGGCUGUGACGUCCUUUCAUUCGAUAUUUUGUUGAACCCAAAAAUGGACCUUUUGAAUGAUGAUGGCUAUGAGGCCUUGCUGAGACUUUGCUCAUGUGGGGCUGUGGCUUAUGGAGCCGCUAGUCCUCCAUGUUCGCAAUAUAGUAGGCUUAAGCUCCGCAAUGAUGGGGGCCCCAAAGCUUUGCGUACUCCAGACCAUUUGCAAGGAGUCCCAGGCCUGAAUGCAUCAGACCUGCAGAAAGUGCAAUCCAGCUACACCAUGCUGUCUCGUUGUUUAACCUGCCUUCAAUUGAUUCACGCAGCGGGGGGGCAUGUCCACCUCGAGCAACCUCCUUCAGCGAUGUCAUGGCUGGAGGCCGAGACUCAACAGUUUGUGAACUCAAUUGGCAUUCACUGCAUCAACUUGGCAGCAUGUCAGUAUGGCCAAAAUUGGCACAAAAGUUGGAUGUUUGCAAGCAGCCUAGGUGAUCUCACAAAACUUGGAAAUUCAUGUCCUCACCCAUAUGGGUUUCACGACACAAUUGCAGGUCCGCGCAACUCAGCAGGAUAUUUCUUUAGUAAAGAUACUGCACGUUAUCCUCAGGCCCUCGCCAAGGCUUUUGGAGAUUGUGUUGCACCUCUUUUUUCCAGGCAUCAAGGUGACAUCAUUUGGACUAAUCGUACGAUGAUCAUCCCUCGCAAGCAAUCAGAUGCAUUCCCUCGCAGUCAUGAAGACGGUGGGGGACUUUUCUCUCAGCCAGAUUGGAGCAUGUCAGGCCGCACAGCUGUUGACUCGUUUUCUCCAUUGCAGCACAUCAUUUCACAACGUUUUGACAAGAAACUGGUAGCAGCAUGUCAACUUGGAUCACCUGAGCCCCCCUUUUCCGACCAGAACUUGGCACCUUUCCGGCAAGACCUUGAAAAGUUGAUGAUUGAUCAUGGCCAUACCCCUGACUGGCAGGUUCGAGCGCACCAGCCCAUGCAACUCCAUGUUUUGAAGUCACUUAGUGAGAUCAUGCAUGAUCCAGAUCACACAUUUUUUGAUUCUCUCAUCAAUGGGGUGAGCACAGGAUACCAACGAGACAUUCCGUUAUCGGGUUGUUUCCCACGCAAUGACAGAGCUUGGGAUCCCCAUAGCCAAGAGCCUCUUUCCGUUCAUUUCUCAAAUUGGCAAUCAGCAGCCGACCAAGAGUUGGUUCAGACUGAGGUGGACAAAGGCUGGGUCUUUGAGUAUCCAGGAACCCUGGCUGGAGUGGCCCUAGGUAAGCUGGGUAUCGCCAUUUCUGAGGGGAGACCCCCCCGACUCGUAGUAGAUCAGAGCAUCUGCGGCCUAAACCAAAACUGUUUUGUGCCAGACGGAUCUACCCUCCCAUCAGCUAAAGACGUCCUUAGGUGUUAUCCAAUCAGAGACUCAGUUGCAGACCUCCUUGGAUUCUCCCUGGACAUCAAGAGCGCACACAAAAGGGUUGUGAUAAAAAAUUCUGAGUGGGGCCUUGUAGGCUUCACCUUGAAUGAUCGCAUCUUCUUUUAUCGGGUUUGUCCGUUUGGCGCCUCUUUUUCAGCGGCCUGGUGGUCCAGAGUCGGCGGCUUUCUUCUCAGAACAUUUCACCGAUUGAUUUGGCUUUCUCACGUAGCUUUGCUUUACGUAGAUGACUUUUUGGUCUACCAAGAUGCUCAGGUACUUCCUCUCUCAGCUUGUCUCCUGUGCAUUUUUGUGUUGAUCACUAAGGUUCCAAUUUCUUGGGCAAAGUGUGAACUGUCGAGAGACCUCAAAUGGAUUGGGUGGAAUUUCCAUAUCAACGCCGGUUUUUUGACUAUCCCUGCAGAUAAGUUGGCAAAAGUGUCCAACUAUUUGGAUGACCUUCUUCAUGGAAACAGAACUACUCGCAAGCGCCUUGAGAAAGCCAUUGGUAUUUGCAUGUGGCUCACGCAGUUGUGGCCUUACAUGAGAAUUUGGAUUCAUCACUGGUACAAAGACCUUUACAGUAUUCCAGCUUCUUUGUUCAGCGUAAACCUUCACGACUGGUCUGCCAUCACACAUGCCCUCACCAAUGAUCUCAAGUUUAGUGUUUCUCCUCACAACACAGCUCUACACUAUCGAGAGCAGACUUUGAAGUAUUCUAUCCGAAGACCAAUGGUGGAUAAUCUUCCAGAGAUUCUGAGAGAGAUUCACAAUGAGAUUCAAAGCUACCAUUCAAUGUUGGAGGGAUCCAUCAACUAUCGAGCUUUUCUGGAUUUGAGGAUCAUGGAGGGAGACCAGUUCUUGUUGUACCUGAGGAAUUUGCCAGAGCGUGUCGUGGAGCACGUUCAGAUGAUUGCUGGAGCCAACACGGUACUCCAGUUGUGGGAAUCGGUGCAACAAUAUUAUGUCAGGAGUCGUUCUACCAACUUUGUUACUGAGAGAGCUCAUGUGACCAAUCCUGAUCGAAAUCCAGCAGCUGGCAAGAGAUGUCAUAACUGCGGCCGUGAGGGUCAUUUUGCCAGUGAUUGUCCAGAUCCUCCCAAGUGCAAGCACUGUGGGAGGCCAGGCCAUUUGGAGAAGGAAAGUUGGAAGAAAUAUCCAGAGAAGAAGCCUGCAAAGAACACCAAGUCUGAUCCAAAGGCAAAAGCCAAAUCAGCAGCAAAGGCCAAAGGAAAAGGAAAGGGUCGUGGACGUGGAAAGGGAGGACGUUUCCAUGGUGUGGAUGAGAAGACCAGGGAGAACAAGAGGGUGAGGGUGGAGAACAAGAGCCUGAGAAUGAGGAAGCAACAGAAACUCAGUUGA
Cladocopium goreaui is the source of this 9093-nucleotide messenger RNA. NCBI's taxonomy places the organism in Eukaryota, Dinophyceae, Suessiales, Symbiodiniaceae. The record is from the annotation of a GenBank genome assembly.